Oncorhynchus keta (chum salmon) is the source of this 7962-nucleotide messenger RNA. Its product is annotated as volume-regulated anion channel subunit LRRC8D-like. Bases 1016 to 3628 code for a protein of 870 amino acids. The transcript is spliced from 2 exons. The record is from RefSeq and is a predicted model, not a curated record. NCBI's taxonomy places the organism in Eukaryota, Metazoa, Chordata, Actinopteri, Salmoniformes, Salmonidae. Gene Ontology annotation, molecular function: protein binding.
CGCUCCGACAAAAAUGAUCCCGCGGCUGAAUCUAGUUGCCUACACCUGUCCUAUACGCUCUAGCGUUAGGCUCAGAGACGGAAGAGGAAUCGAAAUAUUCCACUUGCUGUUUUUUUCUGGUUCAAUGAAAGUCAAUGAAGAAUGUACUAUGUAGACCAAACCCAGCUGCUAUUGCAUUGGUGUCUAUGGGAGACCCACCCUGUUAAGUAGACCGGAAGUGACACUUUUAUUCAAUGGUAAACGGACUGAUUGAACUCUUUAUUUAUCCAUCAUCUUUGGUUGGCUAAAACCAUUUCUAUUUUCAACGUCCUCCGCCAUAGCCUGGCUGGCGAGACUCAAGUGUCUCAUAGCGCAAAGAGAGAUGUACUUCGAGGUGUUUUAGACAGACUGUCUUCGCCCCGUCAGAACAUAUUUCAAUGCAGAUUCAGGCGCGCAAUAUUGAAUCUCCCGUAGGCUACCUCGUAUGAAGCACAAACUAUACAUCUGAAAUUGAAAAUAGAACGCAUGUUGUGUAACCAUUCCACUCCCAAACAGGACAUUCAAUGGCCGAGAUUUAUUUCCCAAGUCGGCAUUGAGCAAUUCCGUACAUGCGCUAUUGGGCUACAGGAUUUUGGGGUAAACGAAUCCAAGUGGACCGCGUAGAAAUAGCUUGUGGAUGUUAUCCCAAUACCUUGGGCAAUGUGCAUUGAACUAAUACUAUUUGGAUAUAGUUCAAAUACGCUGGAUAAGAUAUCAUCCAUUCGCAGUGCUAUCAAAAUGCUAUAGCGAGGAGGAAAAAUGCUGUGUCACAUUUGGAGGCCACGCGCAUCCCGUGCCAGCCAGUCUGAGCCAGUGCAUGCGCUCAGUGCGCCAUCGAUGAUGUUGUGGGAUAUAUCCAGUCUGGUCGACUAAACCGGCGAUGUAUUUACCACGCUAUGUGUUAUAACAUUUUUAAAAUCGACAUAGUCACGUACAGCCACUGGACUUUUCAUUCAAUCUAUGUAGCCUACAGUAGCGCUGGUGAACAUUAUGUUCUAUGUCGGAGGAGGUGGUGGGUAGCCUAUGCAAUUUCAGUUGUCGGCGUACUGAUCCCAUUUUGGAACACAUGAUGUUUACUCUUACCGAGGUAGCCGCCCUGAAUGACAUCCAGCCAACCUAUCGGAUCCUGAAACCAUGGUGGGACGUCUUUAUGGACUACCUGGGCGUCGUCAUGCUGAUGCUAGCCAUAUUUUCUGGAACCAUGCAGUUAACCAAAGACCAGGUGGUUUGCCUUCCUAUUCUGGAACCAGCUUCAGAGGACCCCAGCGGCUUCACAACACCGCAGCCAGCGGAGGGGUCUGGUUCUGGGUCAGGGAACGGAGGAAGUAGGGUGACGCUAGCCGCCACUCCCCGAGUGACUAAGGAUCUACCGGAUAGUGUUGUUCAUCAGAUUCACUUUACACAUUCUGGUGGUGUUGGACAGCAGCCUCUGCCAACAGGCGUCAGGACAAACCUGGACUUUCAGCAAUAUGUUUUUGUCAAUCAGAUGUGCUACCAUGUCGCCCUGCCGUGGUAUUCUAAAUACUUCCCAUACCUUGCUCUCAUACACACCAUCGUCCUCAUGGUCAGCAGUAACUUCUGGUUCAAAUAUCCAAAGACUUGUUCGAAAAUAGAGCAUUUUGUGGGGAUUCUGGGGAAGUGUUUUGAGUCUCCUUGGACGACCAAGGCAUUAUCUGAGACGGCAUGUGAGGACUCAGAGGAGAAUAAGCAAAGGCUCACUGGUGCCCCUUUCCUGCCAAAACAUUUCUCAACCAGCAGUGAAGAGGGAAGUCCUAACCAGUCCACCCCGAUGCUGGCUAAGUCUGGGGUCAAGUUCACUGCUGAUAAGCCUGUCAUUGAAGUCCCAUGCAUGACCAUACUAGACAAUAAAGAUGGAGAGCAGGCCAAGGCCCUAUUUGAAAAGGUUAGGAAAUUCCGUACCCACGUGGAAGACAGUGAUUUGAUCUACAAGCUCUACGUUGCCCAAACAGUGAUCAAAACUGUGAAGUUCAUUUUGAUCUUGUGUUACACAAUGACGUUUGUUGCUGCCAUUGACUUUGACCAUGUGUGUGAGCCUGACAUAAAACAUUUAACUGGAUACACUAAAUUCCAAUGCACACAUAACAUGGCAUUCAUGUUAAGGAAGCUGCUUGUCAGCUAUAUUUCCCUCGUCUGUAUAUACGGCCUCAUCUGUAUAUACACUCUCUUCUGGCUCUUUCGACGACCUCUCAAGGAGUACUCUUUCGAGAAAGUCAGAGAGGAGAGUAGCUUCAGUGACAUUCCUGACGUGAAGAACGACUUUGCGUUUCUCUUGCACAUGGUCGAUCAGUACGACCAGCUGUACUCUAAGCGUUUUGGUGUCUUCCUCUCUGAAGUCAGUGAGAACAAGCUGCGGGAGAUCAGCUUGAAUCACGAGUGGACAUUCGAGAAACUGAGACAGCAUGUAACCCGCAACGCUCAGGACAAACUGGAGCUCCAUCUCUUCAUGCUGUCAGGUUUGCCAGACGCUGUCUUUGACCUGACAGAUCUGGAGAUCCUGAAGCUGGAGCUGAUCCCAGAGGCCAGGAUAACAGCCAAGAUCUCCCAGAUGAUCAACAUUCAGGAGCUACACUUCUACCACUGUCCUGCCAAAGUCGAGCAGACCGCGUUCAGUUUCCUUCGUGACCACCUCCGGUGCCUUCAUGUCAAGUUUACAGAUGUAGCCGAGAUCCCCACUUGGGUGUACCUGUUGAAAAGUCUGAGGGAGCUGUACUUGGUCGGGAAUCUGAAUUCUGAAAACAACAAGAUGAUCGGUUUAGAAUCUCUCAGAGACCUGAGGCAUCUAAAGAUUCUGCAUCUAAAAAGCAAUUUGACGAAGGUCCCGACCAACAUAACAGAUCUCUCUCCACACCUGAUCAAGCUGGUGGUACACAAUGAUGGGACUAAACUCCUGGUACUGAACAGUUUGAAGAAAAUGAUGAACCUAGCUGAACUAGAGCUUCACAACUGUGAACUGGAGAGGAUACCCCAUGCUAUUUUCAGUUUGACCAACCUGCAGGAGCUGGACCUGAAAUCCAACAACAUUCGUACCAUUGAGGAGGUCAUCAGCUUCCAGCACCUCAAGAGGCUGAUCUGCCUCAAACUGUGGCACAAUAAAAUCAUUACCAUUCCAUUGUCAAUAAGCCAUGUCAAAAACCUUGAGUCCCUCUACCUUUCUCACAAUAAACUUGAAUCUCUGCCCGUACCCUUGUUUAACCUGCUCAAGCUGAGGUAUCUGGACAUUAGCCACAACUCCAUAGCGGUGAUUCCGCUGGAGAUUGGUUUUAUGCAGAACCUCCAGCACUUUGCCAUUACAGGCAACAAGGUGGAGGUAGUACCCAAGCAGCUGUUUAAGUGCACCAAACUGAGGACACUAAGUCUGGGACACAAUUGUAUCGCUGUCCUUCCAGAGAAGAUCAGCAAUCUGGUGCAGCUAACUAACCUGGAGCUGAAGGGAAACUGUCUGGACCGCCUGCCGCCCCAGCUAGGCCAGUGUCACCUCCUCCGCAGGAACUGCCUGUUGGUGGAGGACCACCUGUUUGACUCACUCCCCCUAGAGAUCAAGGAGAGUAUCAAUCAGGAAGCCAACGUGCCCUUUGCUAAUGGGGUGUGAGUGUGGCAGGACAGUGAGAGUCACUUUACCCAUACAGGAGUGGGAUUACAAAAAUGAGACAACUGUCCACAGUCAAUGUUUGUAAUUACAACAAGUUAACUGAAAGAAAGGUUUUUGCUCAGGGCUGACUCGUCGUGAAAGAACAUUAUGUUUUAGACGGGUAUAAAAUGGCACUGUGAUCACUCAUUAUGAAAGAAGAUCCCAGGUACUGUGGAAAAAGCCAUAAGUAUGGUCUAGUUAAAAAAAUGGUAGGUUAGUUCCACAGUUAUGGGCUGGUUCCAUAGUGAUGGUCUGGUUCAAGAGUGAUGGUCUGGUUCAAGAGUGAUGGUCUGGUUCAAGAGUGAUGGUCUGGUUCAAGAGUGAUGGUCUGGUUCAAGAGUGAUGGUCUGGUUCAAGAGUGAUGGUCUGGUUCAAGAGUGAUGGUCUGGUUCAAGAGUGAUGGUCUGGUUCCAGAGUGAUUGGGUGGUUCCAGAAUGAUGGACUGGGGUGUAAUCAUUAGUCCAAACAGUUGCAAAACAGAAUAUUUUGCAACUAAAACUAGUGUUUCUAUUGGACAAUUCAGGUAGGUCCUUCCCCGUUUCAUUCCAUUUGCUUCUGUUUAAGAAAUGUUUUGCAACAGAAUCGGCGUAAUGACUACAUCCCUGGUUCCAGAAUGAGGGUCUGGUUCCAGAGUGACGGGCUAGCUCUAGAAUGACGACCAUGUUUGUGUUAGACCACAAAAUGAUUAGUCAAUGUUCUGAGGAAAAUGGAUGCUCCUCUUAAUUAUGGAACAGAGAAUGGUGGUGUAGAAUUUAUAGAUGUGAGGGAUACAUGGUCUGAUGAGAUUUUAUGUUUGUUUUCUUUUGUUUUCUUUGUUUUAUAGCAACAUUUUAUGGGGAAAAAAUGUGCGUGUCAAAAAAGAUGCACGUCAAAUAACACUUUGUCGUGUCAAAUAACACUAUUUGUCGUGUAAAAUAAGCUUGUUGACCAAUCAGGACCUGAAUAUGACUGCACGUCACAUAAUAAUUUAAAGUGCUCAUAAUUUGUUUUGCGUAGUUAUUACACAUUGAUUACACUCACUCGUAUUUCAUAUGUCACAACGAUUCAUCGAUACGUAUGCUAUGAUACUAGUACAGUGCUGGUCAUAAAAAAGCUAGCUAGCUCAUGGAUGCAAACAAUGUCUUCCCCAAAAACAUAGCAAAACGACAAUCUGUUUCAGUAGCUAUAGUUAGCUAGCUAACUAUAUAGCUUGGUAUCAUCAUCUAAAAUAACCCUAAUUUACAAGACAGUUCUUAUUUGAUUAAUGGUAGUCGGACCCAUCUAUGUGAAACUAGCAACAAUAAGGAUUAGCCACAAUAGUGGACUUUGCGGUUAGCCUUCAAAAUAAAAGUAUGUCAAUGACAGUGUUGCAAAUGAAUACAAAUUGUAGAAUUAUGCCAUAAUUGAAUAGAUCAUGAUAAAUGAGUUUGGAAUGGUAUAUAAAAUCAACAAAAUACAAUAAUUUGUUAAUUUGACAAAAAUUUGUUGAAAUCACACUGGAUGUAUUAGACUUUAGAAUUUCAUUUGGGGCAUACUUAUUUCACUGUACAGCCUUACCUAAGGAUUGUGGAUCAAUGACAUGGGGUAUCAGUCUACUCAGUGACACACAGAGAACAUUAGCAUCGUAGCUCUUAUUGUGGGACUCUGAAACUGUGAAUUGAGACACAUUUAUUGUCAACCUAUGAUUAUUGAACACAUAGGAAAAAUAAUACUGUGUGGAUGUUUGAGCCUGAUAACUCUUGAGGAGGAUGUUGGGGAAAAAAUUUAUUGAGUAGACUGAUACCCCAUUUCAUUGAUCCCCAAUCCUUAGGUAAAGUUGUACAGUGCAAUAUGAAUGUCAAUACACACAAUAGGCUGACUAGGGAGGUGAUUUCACACAGUCACACUCCUGCGAUAAGAGCUACAACACUAAUACUUGCGUAAACUCUUCACAGUUGUGUUCUAUGGGUGUCACUAAGUAGACUGAUACCCCAUUUGAUUGCUUCACAUUCCAACCUUGUUUAACAUGAUCUAGUCUAAAUAUGGCUUGAUUCCUCCAAUUGCAACCUUCUGCAUUCUUUCAAAUAGGUACUUUUAUUUUGAAGGCAAAUCGCAAAUUCCACAAUUGUGCCUAAUCCUUAUUGAGGCUAGCUUCACAACACAACCCGGUCAGGUCGAGCCUAAUGAAGCUAGCUGGCUGCUUACAAUGUUAGCUUUUGGCAACAGGGUUUAGUAGCUGGCUAGCUAUUUAUUUACAUGAACUGAAGUUCAGUUGUAAUCGGUGAACAACAAGUGGCUACCUAGCUAAUAAUUACUCUAAUAAUUACUCUUGCAAUCUCUCUCCACCAGGUGUAGCACUUCUAUCAUCUUUUAAAAACAAGAAAUGGACAGUGACGGGGGUAAGGGGGGAUACCUUGUCAUUUUUUGCGUCAUCAUUGCAUGCGAUCGUCAUUCUCAAAGCCGCUGUUUUACUUCUAAGAUCACUUUAGCACCGCCCUAAAAACCCGAUUCAAAUCGACACAAACCUUCAAAUAGGUAUGUAAUGACACACUAUAUAAAGUCUUUAUAGUGUUUUAUUUACAUUUUAGAGGUGAUAAGGUGAUAAGUUGGACAGAUCGAGUGAAAAAAAGCAAUUUUCCCACACAUCGCUCCUUCUCACUAUCACGCAUUAGUUUCGCUUCCCCACCUGCCAUUUUUAAAAAGACCUGACGGGGCUCAUUGUCUUCUUGAAUUAUGCAGAAACGGGCAGUGUGGGGGUCAUGUAAUUGAUUCUGUUGGAAAGGGGAGAAAUUGUGCUUUACAAUGGUAUUGACAUUACAGUUGAUCUGGAAGUAUUACAUUUUUGGGGCGCUAAAAUAAGGUCAAUUGUACGGACCAGGGCGAUGUACAAAAGUGAGUGAGUUUACGUUACCAAGCUAAAGCUAGCCAGCUACCCCAGAAGUUGCGGUCCAACACAACAUUCUACAAUUAAACUGUGUUAUUUGACAUGUCAAAUUUAAAAGCUUAUAGUGUUAUUUGACGUGUAUCUUUUUUGACACAUAAAGACCCAAACGGUGUUCCAUAACAUUUCUCUACGUUUUACCUGAAUCCAGGAAAGUCCAUAUCAUGGCUGUCUGAUGGAAACCUCUCAUAAUUCUAUGUUCGUUAUUGGGUAAAUAGGGUCAUUUUUUUCUAUUCCCUGAAAAGUGUGUUUGAAGAUAAAACUUCACAAGCUAUUUUGAAUACAUUGUUUUGUCAUGAAAUGUUCAGAGUACAUUGAGGGGAGUUAAUGCUUUCAAUAAAUGUACAACAAUGUUAAGGUUUUCAUCAGACAGUAACUAUAUGUGGCAGUUUUGGGAGUCCUCUCUCGAUUUUUACUUUGGUCUUUUGUUAUGUAUAUUUCAUUCAGUAUAUUACCUGCAGCUGUGUGAAAGGAACCACUAAACUCCGACAAAUUUGACAACCCAGUCAACAAGCCUGCCUAUGCCCCUAUUGUGGUAGUACUGUACUGUCAGAACCACACGGAACAAACUGAAGAAUCCAUCAACAAGGAUGAUUAUAAAACACUAUUGCAGGGUUUCCCAAACUCGGUCCUCGGGACCCCAAGGGGUUCACGUUUGUUUUUUUGCACUAGCACUACACAGCUGAUUCAAAUAAUCAACUAAUCAUCAAGCUUUGAUAAUUUGAUUUGGCUGUGUAGUGUUAGGGCAAAAAACUAAAUGUGCACACUUGAUAUGACAACUCCUAUGCAUAAUUGGUGUACUAUAAUAUGGUCUUGGCUGCUAACUAAAUGACUGUGCAUGUAUAUGUUUACUAUCCUAGUCUUUUGCCCAUAAAUGUGUCAGUAAAGUAUUUAACUGUUGUCAGCAGACAUGUUCGUAACCCUAUGACGCAUUCAUACUCAAAUAAAACCAUGUCCCGUAUGUCUAGUGAUUUCACAAUAUGUUUCAAGCAUUUGAACUAGCCAACAACCACUGAUAUGGUUGUAGGCUACCAGCAUGUGAUGCAGGCCAUGCCUGGUCAGGUUGAAUUGUUUUGCACCUUUCAAUCAGUCAAAUGUUUCUUAUUUUCUUGCAUUCCAUUGGUGGUGCACAUUUAGUUAUACGGCACAUAUCUUUUCCAUGAAUUUGGGAUUCAGACCUGCAGAUAUCUCCUAAUGCAUUUGGGUUGUUAUACACAACAGAUGCGGUUAAAUAUGGAUUCACCUCAACAUAAUACCACUUUUUUGUUGCAUGGUAUCAUCUGACAAACGUAGAUAUUUGGGUGAACGUUCCCUUUAAUUUGAGUCUUGUGUAGUUAAACUAUUUUGAAUGUUAAGGUAUGACAAUUGCAACUCAAUAAAGGAAUUGCGAAGCAAA